Messenger RNA from Vigna angularis (adzuki bean), 1743 nucleotides. RefSeq names its product protein METHYLENE BLUE SENSITIVITY 1-like. The record is from RefSeq and is a predicted model, not a curated record. The transcript has 6 exons. NCBI's taxonomy places the organism in Eukaryota, Viridiplantae, Streptophyta, Magnoliopsida, Fabales, Fabaceae. The coding region runs from base 366 to 722 and encodes 118 amino acids.
AAGUUCUCGAGCCAUUCCCACAACUUUCCCUCCUUUCAGCUUUCCCUCUCGUCUCUUUCUCUCUCGAUCACAAAUCACCGUCACCGAGCCAUUCUUCACUGCCUCUUCCCUGAUUAUCUCUGCAUUGACAAGCUUCAGUCCAACCUGCAUGCCUCUCCAUUAUCGCCAAGAUGCCCAACGAAACAAGUUCGUCUAAAUGACAAACCCCUUUCGGUGGUCGAACACAAAUUAGGGUUCUCCCAUCCGUAGGGUUUACCUCUCCUAUUCCAAAUCACCCUCUUCCACCCCUAAAUUCAAACCGUUAAAGACAAAAGGAAUAAAAUCAUUUGUUGAUCUUCGGAGAGAGAGAGCCACACCUCGACGCGAUGACUGGGAAGGCGAAACCCAAGAAACACACGACUAAGGAGAUCGCGGCGAAGAUCGAUGCAGCCACUACCAACAGCGACGACGGUAAGGCGGGCUUGGCGGACCGGUCUGGUGUGGAGAAAGGCGGGCACUUGAAAUACGAGUGCCCGCUCUGUAAAGUCACGGUGCCUGACGUGAAAUUGAUGCAGAUUCAUCACGAGGCGCAUCACCCUAAGAUCCCCUCUGAGGAGGACAAGGUCGUCAACCUUCACGCCAUAAUCGCCAGCGAAUCGUCGAAGCCGCGUCCAAGCAUUCGCGGAAGCCACAAGAAAUGCUUAGAUUUUGGAAACGAGAUACUCUUUGCAUUUUUAACUUAGUCGUAUUUUUGGGAAGACUUAAGCUCUAACCAUGUCAUCUUCAAAUGACCACUAACCAGAAUGUUUUGGAUGUGGGGACUAGAAGUGGCAUUCUUGCUAUAUGGUCAGCUCAAGCAGGCGUGAGGAAGGUGUAUGCAGUGGAAGCGACGAAGAUGUCAGAACAUGCCUGUGCACUAGUCAAAGCGAAUAAUCUCCAGAAUGUAGUUGAGGUCAUCGAGGGAUCAAUGGAGGAUGUUACCUUGCUUGAGAAAGGAUUUGUGGUGGAAGAAAACAUGCUCGUGACCACUGGCUCAAACCGACAAGAGUGAUGUGUGGAGGCUAUAGUAAAAAGGAACCUGGUGAAGUACUGACACUUCAUAAGCGAGUGUUAGCCGUGCUAAAUGAGGCAAGAAUUCAGAACGUUCUUUCUUUCUGAGGCCAUCUAACUAUUUGGACCAUUUUUUAUUCUUUGUCAACUGUUUGACUACUGUCCCAGGAAUAAUUUGGAUGGUAAGAUUGUUAAGAGAGGGGAUUAUGCGAUAGCAGCAACGAGGGCGGUUUAUUAUGUUACCCCUGGCAAUCACAGUAGUGCCUCAAAGUGAAACAAGGUUAUUAAGGAAACAAUUGAUUCCAAUAUUACAAUAGAAUACAAGUCAAACACAGUUGAUGAUUUACAUAUGAGGAAGCCAAAUAUUAGCAAAGCGAAGGAACUGCUGAUUUGGGAACACAAAAUCUCACUUAAUGAUGAAAUUGGAUUCUGAAUAAAGAUGAAGGUAAAGGGAUGAAAUUUUCCUUUAGGAAGGAGAUUUAUUCUAAUCUUCCAUUUCAGGCUACGAAGGAAGUUAAUUAGCUUUUAGAAAUGUUACCUUUAGAAGUUUAAUUGUAUAUUGAUUUACAAUAUGAAAAUCAAAGUUAAUUAGCUUUUAAAAAUGUUACCUUUAGCAGUUUAAUUGUAUAUUGAUUUACAAUAUGAAAAUCAACUAAGAUACACGUGAUUGUUAAUUUAUUUAGAUGUUCAUGCUUAACUUCAUCCAUAUUUGUA